Closterium sp. NIES-67 is the source of this 1875-nucleotide messenger RNA. NCBI's taxonomy places the organism in Eukaryota, Viridiplantae, Streptophyta, Zygnematophyceae, Desmidiales, Closteriaceae. The record is from the annotation of a GenBank genome assembly.
GCGAUUGUAGUUCGUUAUCCACACUCCACGUCCUUUUUUCCACCGACUUUCUCAACCCGCGGUCUUUAUCUGUGGUCUCUGACCGUGAAUCGGACCACCAUGGCUUCGCUUCUCGCCACUCCUGCGCGCGGUCUCGCCGCUGCGUUCACUUCAAAUGCGGAACCUUCAGACGCGGCUACCACAUUCGCGGUGCGAUCCUCAUCCUCGUCAUCCGCGCGCCUCGCGUCUCUCCGCAGCACGGGAUUUGAUCCCCUCCGCCACGUCCGAACGUCGACAUACCGCCGCCGCGCCGCAGCCGCGAUUCGCCGCGUCUCGGCAUCCGCCGACGAAUCCGCAUCAGAAGCGUCGCCAGCGACUGAAGAAAAGUCCUCCGUUACAAGCCCAUUCGCGGGAAAGAAGAUUUCGGCUCUGCUAGCAGCCCGCGCCGCAGCCGCUUCUAAGGCGGCUACUAGCAGCUCACCAGGCGCUUCCCCCGCUGCCAAAGCACCCGCUCCCCCGUCCGCAGCAGCCGAUAGCGCAUUCCCCCCUCCCCCAACUACUGCCUUCCCCUCCUCGUUCUCUAAGAGCCUCCCCGUUUCUCCCCCUACCUCCCCGUUCGCAUCCCCCGCUGCUUCCGCUUCCGCUUCGCCUCCCGCCGCCACCCCGGCCCCUACUCCCGCGCCGGCGGAUCGCUCGUCUGUGAAUGCCGUUGUCGGCGGGUCAGUCAAGCCGAAAGUCUCCUUCCGCGGAAAGGCGAUCGUAGAUGCGUUCAAACAAAGCAGCGGCAGCGGCGAGGCUGGUGCCGGCGGCGCGGGCAGAGCCGCGGCCGGCGCGGCGCCGUCAUCUUCAUCAUCAGCAUCGGGAUCGGCGGCGGACGAUGGCAGAAUCCGCGUGGGGUCCCCGCGCGCGCCGGCGAAUAUUUUCCAGGAGAAGCCCCGGACGCCGGAGGAGAUCGAGGCGGAGAAAUGGCGGUUUCAGGUGAGCAAGGACCAGGUGCUUCUGGCCCUGUCGUUCUUCGCGUCGUCCAUCAUCAUGCUGGGAACGGUGUUCGUGGUGUGGAAACUGGGCGCUAUUCACUUUAACGAAUACUGAGAACGGAAAAGGAAUAUCGAGACGGGUUAUAGAGGAGAUGGAGGGGGGGUACAGGGAGAGGGGAAGCUCAGCGGGGAGGCUGGGAGAGGGUAGGAGGCUGGUGGUGGUGGCAGGAGCUAAGGAAGGACGGACGGGAAUCGAGAUCGAGGAGUGAGGGUUCUCAGAAGUAAGUAUGAAGCAGCAGCUGAACAGAAGCAGAACUUUCACCCACUCGCCGGAAAGAAAGCAGCGUCAGCAGCCAUCACUACGACAUUGUAUCAGCAGCAGCAUGACUGGCUCAGCAGCUAGGAUGGGAGGAUAGACGAUGGGUGCGCAGGAGUUGAGGGGGGUUGGGCGCAAGUCGAAGCUGCUGUGCGCGGUGCCAGGUGGUGGAUGGGUGCUGUGAGCUGUGUGUUUGUGCAGUGUGGUGUGCGGUGCCCAUGGGUGAUACGGGGGUGUGGAGUGAAGGGAUGAAGGAGGGGGAUGGCUUGAGGAGAGGAGGUUCUUGAUAGGAGGAGCGGGAUGGGGGAGGAGGAGGAGGAGGUGGCGGCGUAGGUGUGAAGCCAUGCGAAGGCUGAAGGCUGAUGGCUGCUGAAGAGAGGAAAGAGUUGUAUACGGCAGAGCGUUUCUUGAUUACUAUCAUAAGGGGGAUAGAGGGGGGUGUGGGGGAGUGUUGCUUGUCUAGUGUAGGUGUUCAGUUAGGGGUAUCAGCUUACGAUUGUCUGACUCUUCCUAGGGUAUCUCCGUUUUUGCGUUCUCCGUCCGCUGCUUACCUUGUCUGCGGAUUCAUGGGUGGCCACUGGCUGCAUUCCGAUCUGUUUCACA